This is a messenger RNA of Papilio machaon (common yellow swallowtail), 304 nucleotides long. RefSeq lists its product as uncharacterized. The transcript has 4 exons. Lineage: Eukaryota; Metazoa; Arthropoda; Insecta; Lepidoptera; Papilionidae. Bases 1 to 288 code for a protein of 95 amino acids. The record is from RefSeq and is a predicted model, not a curated record.
AUGUGGACGAAGAGCGCUAUUUAUUAUAUAACAACGUGCGUAUUAAUCCCUGCAAAUGCUCAUCUACCGGACUAUGCUGUAACUCCAACGAAUAAAGUAGAUCAAUUUUGUCAAUUGGCUGAAACUUGUAUCCACGACACUAUACCUAUAUGCGGCACAAUGGGAGACGAAAAGAGAACAUUCCUAGAUCUGUGCGACUUGCUAGAGUAUGCUUGUGAUACUAAUCAAGUUUACUCACAUGUUGACGAUAUGCCUGGAUGUCCAGUGUCUAAAAACAACCAACACUGAACCGUUGCAAACAAUA